Kwoniella mangroviensis CBS 8507 is the source of this 429-nucleotide messenger RNA. RefSeq lists its product as uncharacterized. Bases 1 to 429 code for a protein of 142 amino acids. The transcript has 4 exons. The record is from RefSeq and is a predicted model, not a curated record. NCBI's taxonomy places the organism in Eukaryota, Fungi, Basidiomycota, Tremellomycetes, Tremellales, Cryptococcaceae.
AUGAUGAGCCAGCGUAGAUCGUUAAGGAUAUUCGGUCAAGGACCACGAGAAGGUGUCUGGAUGACAGAGGGAGACAAGCUGCGUCUUAGGAGAGAGGGGAAGAAGUUUAUGGGUCCCACAGAAAGUCAGGAUCAGUUGAAGAGCAGACUGUUAACAGGCAAAGCGCACACACCUGAACCCACCCAUCAGCGAUACAUCCGUCCUAUCUUCUCUGAUCUCACUUCUCCCGUUGGCGAGUUCCUCUCGUUGGAAUACCAUACCCACCGCUUCCCACAGCCCAGUAUCGUAGCUAGAUUUGAACCGCCAAUUCGGAACGCUUCUCUCCCAUUGACCAUCAUCGGGGCGCACCAAGAUUCAGCCAACUACCUGUUCCCUCAUCUUCCUGCUCCCGGUGCAGACGAUGACAUGGGACCAGUAGAAUUCCACUGA